AUGGGGGAGAUUGACUCGCAGCUUGUCCCGGCAAAGAGGCGGCGCAUCACAAAGGAGCGGACCGAGCUAGAGGUGCUUUUGGCCGAGGAAGUCAGCCCGCCAGAUUUCGGCGGUCGCCUGGCCAGCAUGCUUUGGGACGUGCAGGUUCAACACUCCUUUGCCGUAGAGUACAUCCACCUCUUCUUUGGGGUAGGCCAUGUUCCGCUGGAGAGACGGACUCGGCGCGUCGUGACGCCGGAGAUGUACUCUCUGCUUCGCUGCUCACGCUCGAUGCGGCGCAGCCUCAUUGCAGCCGUCGAGGCGCGGCGGUUGACCCUAGAGCCCGAUGCCAGCGAUGAUGAGACGAGUUUGGUGGACGAGCUUUGCAACGCUUUGAGGUACAAGUACCCUGCAAGCUGGGCGUCGGUAGCUGGCCGACAGCCGCCACCCACUGACAAGCCAGCGCCGAUCACGCUCUGA
Molecule: messenger RNA, 459 nt
Organism: Symbiodinium natans
Lineage: Eukaryota; Dinophyceae; Suessiales; Symbiodiniaceae
Source: the annotation of a GenBank genome assembly